ACCCGGAAUUCCGGUGGAAACCCUAGAGAGGAAUUUAAAAUUGACUGCAGAGUGCAAACUUGUUCUUUAAAUCUAUAAUAUUAUCAUUGAAAUGGAAGCAAUUUUGACUUCCACCUUUUUGAUAAACACAACAAAAAUACUUAAGUUUAGAGACAUGUUAAAAACAAAGAAGUAAUCAUUUACCUGUAAUAGCGUAUAUAAUCUAUCUAAUUUAUUUGGCUCUGGUUUGAACCCCCUAGACCAAUAAUCAGAGAAAUUAAAAAUCCAAUUUCGUUUCUUACUUUUCAAGCAAAGGAUGAUGUGGAAGAAAUUAUUCAGUUUUCUAGUUGUAUGUACUGGAAACUUACUGGCUGCCGCAUCAUACACAAUGGCCAACCCUAUAUAUCCUUCAGAGGGGCUUUCAAGAGGAGUCAGUGUGUCUAAAACCGGUGUUGUAUUAGGUUCAGCAUAUGUCACAGGCUUAGUUAUAACACCAUUUUGUAGCAAAUUAAUAUCCAACUUGGGUGCCAGGAAGGUUUACGCAUUUGGAUCUUUUAUUGGAGGAAUAGGAAAUGUUCUGUUCGGCUUUUUAGAUUAUAUAUCAGGCUCGGCCGAAUUCUUCUGGUUUUCCUUGAUAUUCAGAUCUAUAGGUUCCUUAGGGGAGACAGUUGUGGCAAAUGCAUCAUAUCCUUUAGGGACAAAGUUAUUUUCUGACAAUGAAAGAGGCAAAGUUAUUGCUACUAUGGACUGCUUCUAUGGAUUUGGAACAGCCAUAGGACCGUCAUUGGGAAGUUUUUUAUUCAACAUUGCUGGUGGGUUUACUUUACCUUUUUGGACUGUUGGAAUAAUCAUGAUCAUGCUUGGCGGACUCCUUCUGCUCCAAGACUUUAAUAAUGAAAUUGAAGGUGUUGGCUUAGUUGGCAGUGGAACCUGUAAGUGGAAGGAUUUAAUCACAUGUCCAGGAAUGUUUGAAUCUGUAUUGGUACUAGUAGUAUCAGCUCCGGCACAAAAAUGGAUUUCUUCCUCUCUUGAACCACAUCUCAAAGAUCUGUAUGGCAUAUCCACGGUAGAUGUGGGACUGAUAAAUACGGCCCUUGCUAUAUCAGCAGCAUUAGCAAAUCCAAUAGUAGGGAUAAUUCUUGACUUUGGGUUCUCAUCAUUAAAUAUGAUCUUGGUUGGAAAUUGUCUGACUAUUAUUGGUCUUAUUGGAAUAGGACCAGUUCCAGGACUUGCUUUUCUUCAAACCAUUCCUGUUGUAUUGAUCUCUUUGGCACUCAUUGGGAUUGGAUUGUCCUGCAUUUUCCUUGCUACUAUUCUUAAUAUGAUGGACUGUGCAGCAAAGACCGGGAUUCAAAAUUCAGAGAAAACUACAAGUAUGAUUACGAGCUUAUGGCUUCAAAGUAACUAUAUUGGGGCUUUUCUAUCUUCUCUUACUGGUGGAGUUACUUAUGAUCUAAUUGGAUUCUCAUGGAGUUGUACUGUACUAGCAACCAUUAUUACAUUCGUUGCCUUUGGAACAUUCAUUAGUUCAAUGUUUACCAGCAGAAGAUUCAGUUCCUAUGAACAAAUUUGAUCGUGAGCAAUAGCACUACUGUAUUCUCAGUUUUGAAACCUGUAAAAUCUUGGCUUCGCAAGGAUGUCAAAACAAAAAAGUUUUUCUUUCUUUUUCAAAAUCAGCCAACAUAUGGUCAAUAAUGCAAAACAUGAACAAUAAAAAUGGAGAUUUAAAGAACAAAAGAGACAUAAAAACCAGCAGCUGCCAUCAUAUGAUUAUUUUAACAAUUUUGUAAUAAAAUUUGUUAAAACCAAUAUUCAAAAAAUAAAUGUAGAAAAAGCUUA
Eurytemora carolleeae is the source of this 1818-nucleotide messenger RNA. Its product is annotated as MFS-type transporter SLC18B1. Gene Ontology annotation, molecular function: transmembrane transporter activity. NCBI's taxonomy places the organism in Eukaryota, Metazoa, Arthropoda, Copepoda, Calanoida, Temoridae. The transcript has 12 exons. The record is from RefSeq and is a predicted model, not a curated record. The coding region runs from base 296 to 1552 and encodes 418 amino acids. Gene Ontology annotation, biological process: transmembrane transport.